CUGGAUACAAGGGCAAUAAAUCGGCAGGUCAACAUUAGCACUGCAUGAAUACAUUGAACGUUGCGCCAUUACAAAUUGGUUCGUCACUUGUUGGAAAUGGCAUUUCGGCUUGUUUCUCGCAGAUUUACUCCACUGAUUUCCUCAAUACGUCGUGCUAAAAUUGGUUCAGCCACAAAUUAUGUCCCUUCAUUUGAAACGGUUCAUAUGCCUGAGACUGAAGUGACUACUCUGAAAAAUAACGGUUUUCGGAUAGCUUCAGAAAACUGGAACACUCCAACAUGCACGGUUGGUAUUUGGGUGGACGUCGGUAGUAGAUUUGAGACGGAAUCCAAUAAUGGCGUUGCUCAUUUCCUUGAACAUAUGGCUUUCAAGGGGACUGAAAAAAGGAGUCAACAGUCUUUAGAACUUGAAGUCGAGAAUAAAGGUGCUCAUUUGAAUGCAUAUACCUCUCGUGAAAUGACGGUGUAUUAUGCAAAAUGUUUUGUUGAAGAUCUAUCAUGGGCUGUUGAAUUGUUAUCAGAUAUAUUGAAAAAUAGUAAGUUUGAAGACAGUCAGGUUGAACGCGAAAGAGGGGUCAUCUUAAGAGAAAUGGAGGAAAUUGAAAGUAAUUACCAGGAGGUCGUUUUUGAUUACUUGCAUGCAACUGCUUAUCAAGGAACUCCUCUUGGGAGGACGAUCCUCGGACCUGUAGAAAAUGUCAAGUCUUUAAAAGCCAAUGACAUGAGAAAUUUUAUCAAACAGAACUAUAAGGCACCACGAAUGGUGCUCAGCGCUGCAGGAGGAGUCGACCACAAGAAACUGUGCGACCUCGCAGAGAAACAUUUCGGCGAUUUCCAGGCAUCUUAUCAGGAAGGGGAGGGGGUACCAAGUCUCCAACGCUGCCGUUUUACUGGCUCUGAAAUUCGUGACAGAGAUGAUGCCAUGCCAUUAGCUCAUGCUGCCAUAGCGUUCGAGGGUCCAGGUUGGCUAAGCCCAGACACAGUGGCACUGAUGGUUGCUAGCAGUCUGCAUGGUGCUUGGGAUAGAAGCUAUGGCGGAGGAUUUAAUGUUGCCAGUAAACUCGCUUCCAAAUUUUUUAAGGAAAAUUCGGUACACAGUUUCCAACAUUUCUUUACUUGCUACCAUGAUACUUCUCUGUGGGGAGUUUACUUAACAGCAGAUAAAAUGGGUUUGGGCGAAUCUGUUGGUGAAUUUCUCAACGAGUUUAUCCGUAUGUGCACUCAGGUUACUCAACAUGAAAUUGACAGGGCAAAGAACCAGUUAAAAACACAUCUCCUCUUACAGUUAGACGGCACUACACCUAUUUGUGAAGAAAUCGGUCGGCAUAUGUUAGUGUAUGGUCGUCGUAUACCAAUAACUGAACUGCUAGCUAGAAUUGAUGCUCUCACUGCUGAACAUAUUAAAGAAACAUGCAUGAAGUACUUCUUUGAUAAAUGCCCUGCUGUCGCGUCUAUCGGUCCAGUCGAAACUUUGCUGGAUUACAACCGUAUUCGGGAUAAAACUUGGUGGCUUCGUCUGUAGAGAAAUUUUAAUGUUUCAAAUAUCAAGUUCUGUAGAUGUUACUACCUACAGCCUAAUUAUACUUACAUAGUUUUAUGAUUUCUAUUGUACGAUAUUAUCUUGUGUUUUGGUAGCAGUAUUCCCUUCUUUCUAAAAUGGGUCGAGACUUACUUAUAUUGAUAUACUUAAAUUGUGCAUUAUGUGUAUGUCUGUCAUCCAUAAAUCAGUUUCACUGUGCGAGUGCAUGUAAGUAAUAUCAUGAAUAGGUUGAUAUACAGUGAAAGAUAUAAUCUAGUGCUUCAAGUACAGGCAGCGGGAAGUGUUUCGAAUUAUUCACG
Molecule: messenger RNA, 1838 nt
Organism: Schistosoma turkestanicum
Lineage: Eukaryota; Metazoa; Platyhelminthes; Trematoda; Strigeidida; Schistosomatidae
Source: the annotation of a GenBank genome assembly